Messenger RNA from Mycena citricolor, 333 nucleotides. The record is from the annotation of a GenBank genome assembly. NCBI's taxonomy places the organism in Eukaryota, Fungi, Basidiomycota, Agaricomycetes, Agaricales, Mycenaceae.
AUGCUGCGAGCAGCCCAAGGCACCUCGAAAACCCAUGUGUUACUGGCGGCAAGUGCGAAACCACUACACGCAGUGAGGGCCCAACAAACGUGGGAUGAGAUGACUCAUAUAUUCACCAGAUGUGGGCAUGCCAUAUCCCUCGUCGACGAGGAGAUAAAAUGCGAUCUCGUCCGCUGUAAAUUCAGCCCCGCACAUCCUAAAGGUUGCACCGGCCAAGCGUGCAUGAGGACGUGUUGGCAAUACAAUAUUGUGAGUGCUAUCGCCGAGCAAAUCGCGGAUCUCACAGGAUGCCUAGCCCCGCACCUAAAGAAGCGCUGCGAGUCCUGCAAGUGA